UUCAGAGUUGCUGCUUCUCACAGCAGCCCUCCUCCUCAGAACUCUUGUUCCCAGAGCUCCUCCUCCAGUUCCUCCAGGGCUCCAGAAAACUUUGCUUCUCUGCUGGGCUUCAGACCUGCUACUGUCAAGGCUGGGCUUGUGAGUCUGCCACUCUGCUGCAGAAGAGGGGCUGGAGUGAGGACCAAGAAGUGUUUCCAGACAGCAUAGGGGCAGGCAUGGGGCUGCUGACUGGGGCUGAGCUGUGGUCCGUGGCCAUAUUCUUGGUCAUCUUCCUGCUUCUGGUGGACCUAAUGCACCGGCGCCACCGCUGGACUGCCCGCUAUCCACCAGGCCCUUUGCCAUUGCCUGUGCUUGGGAACCUGCUGCAGGUGGACUUCCAGAAUAUGCCAGCAGGCUUCCAAAAGCUGCGAUGCUGCUUUGGGGACCUGUUCAGCCUACAGCUGGCCUUUGAGCCAGUGGUUGUCCUAAAUGGACUGACAGCCCUGCGUGAAGCACUGGUGAAACACAGCGAGGACACUGCUGACCGGCCACUACUGCAUAGCAGUGACCACGUGGGCUUUGGACCGCGUUCUCAAGGUGUACUCCAAGCACAGUACGGGUCUGCCUGGCGUCAGCAGCGGCGCUUCUCUGUGUCCACCUUUCGUCACUUUGGCCUGGGCAAGAAGUCACUGGAGCAGUGGGUGACCGAGGAGGCCAGAUGCCUCUGUGCUGCCUUCACCAACUAUAAUGGACACCCUUUCAGCCCUAACGCCCUAUUGGACAAAGCAGUGUGCAAUGUGAUCGCAUCCCUCCUCUAUGCAUGCCGAUUUGAGUAUGAUGACCCACGCUUCAUCAGGCUUCUGAACUUGUUGAAAGAUACUAUUGACCAGGAAUCUGGCUUCCUGUCCAUGCUCUUGAAUGGGAUCCCGAUGCUCCUGAACAUCCCAGGGCUGCCUGACAAGGUUUUCUCUGGAAAAAAGGCCUUCAUGGCCCUGCAGGAUGAACUGCUAACUGAGCACAAGAUGACCCGGGACCCUACCCAGCCACCCCGAGACCUGACUGAUGCCUUCCUGGCAGAGGUGGAGAAGGCCAAGGGAAAACCUGAGAGCAGCUUCAAUGAUGAGAACCUGCGUAUGGUAGUGGCUGACCUCUUCAUGGCAGGAAUGGUAACCACUUCUAUCACGCUGUCCUGGGCCCUGCUGCUCAUGAUCCUGCACCCGGAUGUGCAGAGCCGUGUCCAACAGGAGAUCGAUGAAGUCAUAGGGCAGGCGCGGCGUCCAGAGAUGGCAGACCAGGCCCGCAUGCCCUACACCAAUGCUGUCAUUCAUGAGGUGCAGCGAUUUGGUGACAUCCUCCCACUUGGAGCGCCUCACAAGACAUCUCGUGACAUUGAAUUGCAGGGCUUCCUUAUCCCUAAGGGGACGACCCUCAUCACCAACCUGUCCUCAGUGCUAAAGGAUGAGACUAUCUGGGAGAAGCCCCUCCACUUCCAUCCUGAACACUUCCUGGAUGCCCAGGGCCGCUUUGUGAAACAUGAGGCCUUCAUGCCAUUCUCAGCAGGUCGCCGAGCUUGCCUGGGGGAGCCCCUGGCCCGCAUGGAGCUCUUCCUCUUCUUCACCUGCCUCCUGCAGCGCUUUAACUUCUCGGUGCCUGCUGGACAACCCCAACCCAGCGACCAUGGGGUCUUCAGGGGUAUGACAGCUCCAUCCCUGUACCAGCUCUGUGCUUUUCCCCGCUAAGAGGAAGGACGAAACCUCACUGCCCUGCUGAGGUCCUAAUGUGCAAUAAAUCAUUUUACUCUGAACUAAACCAUCCCCAUGAGAUCUCCAGGCUGGAAUGGGAUCUGGGUAGGCUCCCGUGGACAUUCACAACUCCCUACUUAUUAUUACAUGACCAUGUGACCCCAUGGGAAGGGCUGGUCUGUUGAACCUCAGAGAAUGAUACCUACCCCUACCUUUUCCCCCUAACACUCACUUUUCUCACCCAAAUUUGUUGAAGGAGCGGCAGGGCUGCGUUCUGGCCGCCCUGGCUCCUGCCCGGCUAUCUCAGUCAGUAGAGCAUGAGACUCUUAAUCCCAGGGUCGUGGGUUCGAGCCCCACGUUGGGCGCCAUUCUGUUGUAUGAGCUGCGGGCCUCUUCC
This is a messenger RNA of Microtus oregoni (creeping vole), 2118 nucleotides long. Its product is annotated as cytochrome P450 2D4-like. The transcript is spliced from 10 exons. The record is from RefSeq and is a predicted model, not a curated record. Gene Ontology annotation, molecular function: iron ion binding; heme binding; oxidoreductase activity, acting on paired donors, with incorporation or reduction of molecular oxygen, reduced flavin or flavoprotein as one donor, and incorporation of one atom of oxygen. Bases 216 to 1718 code for a protein of 500 amino acids. NCBI's taxonomy places the organism in Eukaryota, Metazoa, Chordata, Mammalia, Rodentia, Cricetidae. Gene Ontology annotation, cellular component: intracellular membrane-bounded organelle; cytoplasm. Gene Ontology annotation, biological process: xenobiotic metabolic process; arachidonate metabolic process.